Xenopus laevis (African clawed frog) is the source of this 1773-nucleotide messenger RNA. RefSeq names its product hepatic lectin. The record is from RefSeq and is a predicted model, not a curated record. The coding region runs from base 474 to 1112 and encodes 212 amino acids. The transcript has 6 exons. Lineage: Eukaryota; Metazoa; Chordata; Amphibia; Anura; Pipidae.
GAUACAGCAACAUCGUCCGUUUCUGUGAAGUUUUUUGUGUGGGCAGAGGAGGGCCCUAAAAGAAGUUGCUGGACUUUGGGGGAACCUCAAUUCCAGGACUCACUCUUUUGCAUUUUGGACUUAUAGAUCUAAAAGAGUAACAAAGCCCCAAGUAAAUGAAAUAAAGGAUCUUGCAGUGUGACCAAUGAUCUGGAGGACGGCAGAGGGAAUCUACAGCAGAUUAUGUACAGUUAUAAGUGAGGAGGUGGUGUUGGGGCUGCAGUUUGGGAUCAUUCCUGGAAUAUUUGGGUCCUAGGAAAGUACUUCUUAUUUUGCACAAUAUUAACUGGAAAUAAAAAGUCUUAAGAAAUACUGAAAAAGAAAGCAGAAGUGGAGACCCAGGGAGCAGUUGUAUGUGACACGGAGGAGGCAGAACAACACUGAGAAGGAACCAGUCAACUGGGCAGAAAGACAUUCCAAUCCAUUGGCACAAGAUGGACAGAGGAAAAAGUCCUUUUAAUAGUGAAGCAUAUGAAAAUAUACCAGUUGAGCCUACAAUGAAGCAGAUGAAGAUUCAGAAAGAAUCAAAAGAAAGAAGGAGAAGACAAAAGAGACUCCUGAUGGUUCUGGUGACCCUCCUGGUUCUUGUCUUCAUUUUUCUGAUAGUCCUGACCAGCCUCGUGUUUAUCUACUACUCACAUAUAUCAAAGGCUAUAGACAAUAUAAAGCAGGACAUCUUACAGACAAGACAAAAAGGGAGACCUCAGUGUGAUACUGACUGGAUAGCGUUUGAUGGAAGCUGUUAUUAUAUUGUUACAACUGAGAAGAACUGGGAGGAUGCUCAGGCCACUUGUAAAGCAAUGAACAGUGAUCUGGUUAUUAUCAACAGUGAGAAGGAACAGAACUUUCUUGCAAGUGUUACUAAGCAGACACAAUUUUGGAUCGGUCUCAAAAAGAAUAAGGAUGGAUGGAAAUGGGUUGAUGGAACUCUCCUUAAUCCACCAGAUGGAUUCUGGAUGAAGGGGGAGCCAAAUAAUGAAUAUGGAAAUGAAGACUGUGUUCACAUGUGGAUAGACAAAAAGUGGAAUGAUAAAGUUUGCACCUUUCUACAGAAAGCAUUCUGUGAGAAAUAAUGACAUGUUGUGUAUAGUUGUAGACAAGGACGUCAGCACUAUGUCCAGAAGAUCUCAAUAACAAAGAUGGACAUAGUCUAUGAGCAUUGAAAAAAACAGACUCCAAACACAAUACUUUCCCAUCUAGACAACAACAUGUAAAAAAAAAAAUAAAGUUUAUGGAAAAUACGGUAUCGGCUCAGCCUUACGCAUUUUGUGUUUCACUUAGCACUUACCUGGGCCUUUGAGCACAGCUAUGUGUGUUCCUAAAAUAAUUGCUGCCACCAACAUUGAGAUCUGUGUCUACUUUUCAAUAAAAUUUUGCAAUGAGUGUCUCUAAUCAAUGUUGAGUGAUGUUGUCAACAGAUAUCUCGCUUUCUGGGGUGGGAAGCUUUAUCGUGCAUUAUCAAUCUAAGACCCUAAAAUAGGUGACCAUGGUUUUUAGGAUGGGCCACCAUGAUUCCUUUUAAUGCAGCAUCAUAUCUUAUUACAAAUGCAAAAGUAGAGAUAAGGGAUGAACCGAAUCCAGGUUUCAUUUUAAAGUUCGGCUCAAUACAAGCAAUUUUGGCAAAUUUCUAUUCAACAGAAGCAUAUUCAAACUCUUAAAAUCGUGUGACUAUAAUGCUCUGGACAAUUGAAUGUGAAAUGUUUGUGAAUUCAAUCAAUAAAAUAUUCAAAUCUG